CCACGCGCAAGCGCAGAGUGCUCGCUGGAGUUUUCCCGAUCCUUUUUCCGUGUUUUCAGCUCCUCCUUCCGGAGCAGGAGCGCGGAGCUCUGGGAGAGGUGUGCAGCCAGCCGGCAUGACGGAUCCACCGGGAGCGCCGCCGCCGGCGCUUGCAAGCCGCGGGUGAAGAAGAAAGUCCGGCCCCGCUCUUCUCAGAGCGAGAAGGUAGCUCACAGCAGGGAGGUGACUAAAAGUAAGAAAGUGACCCGUAGCAAGAAAGUGACCGGGACCCAGGAGGCGACCCAGGUAGAGGAGGUGAUUAAGAUCGAGGAGGCGACCCAGACCGAGGAGAUAACUGUGGCCGAAGAGGUGACCCAGACCGAGAACAUGGCUCAGACCGAGGAGAUGGUCCAGACGGAGGAAAUGGAAACACCCAACAUCAGCGUGACCGUCACCCACAGCAAUGAGAAGUAUGACCUUCUGGUUACCCCACAGCAAGGUAACAGUGAGCCAAUUGUUCAAGACCUGGCUCAGCUUGUUGAAGAGGCCACUGGAGUUCCACUGCCUUUUCAGAAGCUCAUAUUUAAGGGAAAAUCUCUGAAAGAAAUGGAAAUGCCCUUGUCAGCACUUGGGAUGCAGAAUGGUUGCCGAGUCAUGCUAAUUGGUGAAAAGAGCAAUUCAGAAGAAGAGGUUGAGUUAAAGAAGCUGAAAGAUUUGGAGGUAUCUGCAGAGAAGAUAGCUGACCACCUGGAAGAGUUGAAUAAAGAGCUUUCUGGCAUCCAGCAGGGUUUUCUGGCUAAGGAAUUGCAAGCGGAGGCUCUCUCCAAACUUGAUAGGAAAGUAAAAGCAACAAUUGAGCAAUUCAUGAAGAUCUUGGAGGAGAUUGACACAAUGGUCCUACCAGAAAACUUUAAAGACAGCAGGCUAAAAAGGAAGAAUUUGGUGAAAAAGGUUCAGGUGUUCUUAGCAGAGUGUGAUACAGUGGAGCAAUACAUCUGCCAAGAGACAGAGCGGCUGCAGUCUACAAACUUGGCCCUGGCUGAAUGAACUGCAGUGGAGAGUGGCUGUACUGGCCUGAAGAGCAGCUUUACAGCCCUGCCCUCUCUGGAACAGAAGUUGCUUGUUUCUCCAAGUCUGCCAGGGGCAACUAGCCAAAUGUCAAUUUCCCUACUCCUCCAUAGGGUCUCAAUGAAAAAAAGUACUGUCUUUGCAACCUGAA
Messenger RNA from Mastomys coucha (southern multimammate mouse), 1198 nucleotides. RefSeq names its product BAG cochaperone 1 (gene Bag1). Gene Ontology annotation, biological process: protein stabilization. The coding region runs from base 367 to 1026 and encodes 219 amino acids. Gene Ontology annotation, cellular component: membrane; nucleus; cytosol. Gene Ontology annotation, molecular function: adenyl-nucleotide exchange factor activity; protein-folding chaperone binding. The transcript is spliced from 8 exons. The record is from RefSeq and is a predicted model, not a curated record. Lineage: Eukaryota; Metazoa; Chordata; Mammalia; Rodentia; Muridae.